CCGCGCCCCACCCCGGCCCGCCGCGCGCCCCGCUGCUCCCCGCCGCCAGUUCCCGGCCGCUCUCCGCCGCGCGCCCCGCAGCUCCCCGCCGCGCACCGCGCGCCCGACGCUCCCCGACGCGCCCAGCCGGAAGUGAACUUCCAUAUUUGAGAACUGUGCUUGGAAAUAGAAACAAAGUAUAAACAUUUAACCUCAAAGACCUCCAGGAUGGACUCUUUCAAGGGCCCUGAAAAAGCAGCUUACAGUGAGAAAUCAGAGACUGAUACCCUUGGAAAUACUCAUAAUUGGCAAAUUCCCAUUUGUUUUAAUGACCUCAAAAUUUUAAAUAAUAAUAAAAAUCUGCUUUGUCAAGUCCUUCAGAUGAAGUUUGAGUGUCUGUCUGCUUUGGAUUCUCCAGCCCAGGAAGGUGACAGCAGUGACUCUCUGCCAGUAUACAGGAAAUUACUGGCUCCUGGACUAGAAUUAUCUGUCUGGAAGGGUGACCUUACCAGGCAUGCUGUUGAUGCCAUUGUGAAUGCAGCCAAUGAAAACCUUUUACAUGGUGGAGGCCUGGCAGGUGCCCUGGUGAAAGCUGGUGGCUAUGAAAUCCAACAGGAAAGUCAGCAAUACAUUUUCAGAUACGGCAGUUUGUCAGUUGGUGAGAUAGCUGUCACAAGUCCAUGGAGGCUUCCUUGCAAAUGCAUUAUCCAUGCUGUUGGGCCGCAAUGGCAGGAGCUAAAGAGAGAGGAAUGUAUUUAUUUUCUGCAAAAGGCAAUUACAAAUAUUCUGAAUCAGGUGACAGCCUCUGCUGACAUAGAGACAGUAGCAAUUCCAGCAUUAAGCUCUGGAAUUUUCGGUUUCCCUCUGUUUUUGUGUACUGAGAUUAUUGUGAGAACUAUCUGGACCUAUUUCCAAAAGAAGCAACUGGCCGGUAAUUUGAAAGAAAUUCACCUUGUAAGCAAUGAGGAUGCUACUGUUAAUGCCUUUAAAAGAGCCUCAGAAGUCAUCCUAGAAAUGAAGGAGCUGCGAUCCUGGGUUCCUAAAGAAGCAGUGACUCAUAUCAAUGAAAUGGUUGUGAACAAUCUGACUCUCCAGGUUGUCCAGGGCUACAUUGAAUCACAGGAGACAGAGGUAAUUGUGUCAAAAUCGAUUCUACAAAAAGCAGGGAAAAAAAUGGAAAUGGAAUUAUUUUAUAACAUGAAUAAAGAACCUAAAGAUGAAGACUUCUUAUUGGUCACAGAAGGAAAUAAUUUGACCUCUAAAUAUGAAUUCCAUGUGUUGUGGAAUCAAGAUUUUCACCAAAGCGAGGUAUUAUCAAUUGUAAUGGACAGGUGUUUGUCAGAAUGCAUUUCACGAAAUAUAACUUCCAUUUCCUUUCCUGCACUUGGAACUGGAAGCAAUAAUUUAUCAGAAUAUGAAGCUGCAAAGGUCAUGUUUGAGAAAGUGUUAUCAUUUGACUAUCGUGAUUUAAAAAAAAAACUUACUAUAAAUUUUGUGAUUCUUCCAGAAGAAGAAAAGAUAUUCGAGGUUUUCAUCCAAGAAAUGGCGAAGCGUAAGUCUGUAUCACAGAAUCACAAUGAACAAGUUUUAUCAGUCUCCCAGAGGACAGGAGUCAAGAGAAAAAGUGGACUCAGAGCUCCAUCUCCUGUCAUCAAUUUAAUGGGAUCUAACCGAGAGAAGAUGACUGAAGCUGAAAAAUGGAUACAAAGAAUCCUCAACUUGCAGGAGCACUACAUCAUUGAGAAUAACCUUAUAUUCUACCUUGGGAAAAAGGAACAUGACAUUUUGUCUAGCCUUCAGACCUCAAGAGUAUCUAUCUCAGAAAAUAUCAAUGUUGGUACAGCAAGUUUGGAGGUUAAAGGAGCCCGGGAUGACCUCAUUAAGGUGGCUAUGUGCAUUGAACUUAUGCUAUGUGAAGUUGGAGAGGAAAGGGCAAGAAAAAAGGAAAUGGACAUUUGGAGCUUGACAAGAUCUUGGACUAAUCAGCAACCAAAAAACCAAGAUGGAAUAAAAGAAAAUACAUUUCUGAAAUUCCUUGGGCUUGAAACUUCAGAAAUUCAGGAUCAAAAGAAACAAUUUGAAAAGUGUGGUUUACGAGUAGUAAAGGUGGAGAAGAUAGAUAAUACGGAUCUUAAAGCUGCCUUCCAAAAAACUAAGAUCAUGAUGGAAAAGAAAACAAAGGAGAUCACUGUUAGCCGCAGGCUGUUUCAGCAAGUUCCAUACCAGUUCUGCAAUGCGAUAUGCCGAGCUGGCUUUCAAAGAAUGUACUCGAUGCCCUGCGAUCCAAAACUUGGAGCUGGUAUAUACUUUACUAAUAACCUCAAACUUCUAGCGCACAAGGCCAGGGAAACAUCUGUCACAGAUAAGUACAUCUACGUGUUUGAAGCUGAAGUACUCACUGGCUCCUCCUGCGUGAGUCGUCCAUCACAGAUUGUUCCUCCACCACUCAGUCCUGGAUCCAUUGAAAGCUAUGAUAGUGUGGUUGACUAUAUGCUCAAACCUGAAACUUUUGUUAUUUUUAACCGCAUGCAGGCUAUACCCCUGUAUUUGUGGACUUGCACCCAGGAUCAUGUACAACAACAGAGCAUAUUCUAUCAGCAACAACAAAGGAAUGAAUUUGCAGCGACUCACCAUGUUUAUCAGACACAACAAAAGAGCUUUUCUCCACCACAGGCUUGGGGGACAUUUCCAAGUGGAAGCUCUGUUGAUUAACUUCUAUUUCAUUUUAACAACUAGCAUGGCCGUGUUUUGGAGCCACUAAAUAAUAGUUAUAAGUAAUUCAUAUAGUUUGAUUUUCAGAUGGGUUAUCUUAUAGACCAAUUGAGUUUUCAAAGUACUAUUGACUAACCAUGUACUAGCAUCUUAGUGUUUUUAUCUCUUGGAGUUAAGUGGUACCAACUAAAAUACUCAGGUCCAUUCUCUAUCCUUCAAGUUUCUCUUUCAUUCCCUUUGCCAUAUAGAUAACAAAAUUAUAUGCAACAGAUUUUUUCUAGUAUAUAAUCUAAGCUUUUUAUUUUCUGAUUGAUAGAAUGAUUUGAG
This is a messenger RNA of Sorex araneus (European shrew), 3018 nucleotides long. RefSeq names its product poly(ADP-ribose) polymerase family member 9 (gene PARP9). NCBI's taxonomy places the organism in Eukaryota, Metazoa, Chordata, Mammalia, Eulipotyphla, Soricidae. The record is from RefSeq and is a predicted model, not a curated record. Bases 208 to 2691 code for a protein of 827 amino acids. Gene Ontology annotation, biological process: positive regulation of type II interferon-mediated signaling pathway; negative regulation of gene expression. The transcript has 11 exons. Gene Ontology annotation, cellular component: nucleus; cytoplasm. Gene Ontology annotation, molecular function: ubiquitin-like protein ligase binding; transcription corepressor activity; NAD+ poly-ADP-ribosyltransferase activity.